Astrephomene gubernaculifera is the source of this 9486-nucleotide messenger RNA. The record is from the annotation of a GenBank genome assembly. NCBI's taxonomy places the organism in Eukaryota, Viridiplantae, Chlorophyta, Chlorophyceae, Chlamydomonadales, Astrephomenaceae.
GGAUUUGCCUGGAAACUAUGAUAGAGCUUUGCUGUCUUACCUUGUGUUUCCCUAAACCGUGGUGCUUCACACAAAUUACAGUCCCGACAAAGGGAUGCGGUUUGGAGCUUUAGCACAAACCGAAACUCUGCUAAUAGAGUCGUUCUUACGAAGAUACCUAAGACAGCUCACUGUACGGUCCGCGAAGGACUGGGGGCUACCCUUGCCGAGGAUUUGGACACACAGAGUGGACGCGAACUGCUGCGCAGACUCUACAUGUGGGCGUCCAGCUAUGUAGAAAUAACUUAUCGAAAUUCUACUCUCUAAUCAAGGCGACUCGUGGACGACGCCACCGCCGCCGUGCGGCGCCCGUGGCGCCGUGCCGGUGGCGGUUGUGCACGGUGAAGGUGGUGUGGGGACGGCGGCAAAAGCCGCCGUCUAACUUCAGCCGCUGCCCGUGCCUGCUUGGUUCAUAUACUAGGCGUUAGAAGGGGGAGCAACAGCAGCAACAAUCAUUGCGCCCAUAAGCAAGGGCUGAUAGCAAGGACAAACGCACGCAGCAGCAUUGACCGCCUGACACGCUGACAAAACCGCAGUCAGGCGGCGACCAGUGAACGGGUUUAUGUACGACCUGCCCGCGCUUCCAGGGGCCCUUCUGGCGCUGGAUCCUCUCACGGGGAUGGGCCCUGGAGCUUGGGGAUCUGGGUUGCCAGCCACGUCAGCAUCUCAACAGCAAGCAACCGCCUUCCGCAAGCCCGUGCUGCUGCAGGCGCAGACCUCUUCAAUGGCCACGGGAGGGUCAGCUGGAGGCAGCAAUAAUCGAAGUAACGGCAAUGGCGCAGCGCAGGCGCCACGAAGGGUGGAAGUGUCUUCUCGUGUCACCUCACUUGUAGCAGCGCAGCCGAUGGGCAUGGAGCCCGCGGUUAACGGCUUUGGCAACCCGUUCAUGGCUGGUGCUGGGCCGGUCACGGCUGCUGAUGCUGACAGCAUGAAUCCGGCGGCGCAUGGGUUCGACGUUGACCAGGCGUUACCGUGCAUGGUGCCGGACCCGCAGAACCCCGUGGCUAUGCCAGCCCCACUCGGGACCUCCCGCAGGAACAGCCAGCUGUACUUACAGCAAACAGACGCCUUGCAACAGGAGGAGCAGCAAUACCACCACCCGUCUGCAGCCCUAAUGCGGCCUGCAGGAGUCAGGGCUUCAGGGGGGCUGGAUCAGGACAUCCAUGACUGCGGUAUCCCCGGCAGUGAUGGUGGGGCUGGGGCCGGCCACAGUGGCGGGGGCGCCGUGGUGAGCAGCCAGCGCGGUUCCUCCAGCUUUGUUCCGCCGAGCUCUCCCACCUACGGGCACCCCCGUAGUCUGCGUGCCAAGGCGUCCUUUGCCGCCUGGUCUUCGUCAGUCGAGGGUGUGACACCUGCACCGCUCGUGUCGCCCUCUACAGACCAUUGCGACCCAGCCGGGGCCGCAUACCCUGCAAGGACAGCCGUAAAUGACACAAACACAUCCGCGGCCUCGUCAUCUCCGAUGUCGCCCGUGUUGAAGCUGGCCGCUGCGGCUGAGGCGGCAAUCGCAGUGCCGGACGAUGGACUAGGGAAACAGCAGCCAUGCGGGAUGCAGGCAAAGGUGCUGGUGUUGGAGGACGAGUGCGGGCCUGACAAGCUGGUUUCCCGGUCUCGGAGCUCCACCCUCGCGUGGGGGGCAGCAGCCGCGGGCUGUGCAUUAGGUGACCCCGACGAUCACCCCACGAAGGACCUCUGCGCUCGGACUAGCGCGCCGACUGCUGGGAAGGAGUCAGGGGCGAUCAGCUUUCGGCGCCUGGGGGCGGGGCCUGCUGCCCCUAGCUUUGGCCACGGCCGGAGCCUCCGUGUUUUGAUUGACGAUGCCGACUCCCGCGACCCCAAUACCAGCUCCGGCCCCGGCCCCAGCCCUAACCCUAAGGGAACACCCGCUGCCGCCCCAGCGGCAGCUCAAUCGCCGCGCAGUCACGGCUUUCCAGGCCUCAAGCUGCUCAUGAGGACAUUUUCGCGGCGAACCGAGGACGCCGGCUCCAUCUCCAGCCGCAGCAAAGCCAGCAGUCUUGCUGCCAGCGUAGCUGUCAAUGACACCAACAGCAGCAGCGGCAACGUGGCUCAGGAGGACGGCGGCGGUGUGAUCCACGUCAAGCCAGCUGCUGCCGAUCCCCCCCGCGCCAGUGGGGCCUCGCCGCCGAGCAAGUUCGGCCGGUCCUAUUCCCGACGUGCGGAUGAGAUGCCGGCGGCCCCAAGCCCCAGCAACUCACGUAGCCUGGCAGGCGGCGGCGUCGGCAGCAGCCCUGCCGCUCUUGGUGCCGGUCUCGAUGCUCCUCCGCGCAGCAUUGCCGCGCCCAACGCCAGCCUCAUGACCCGUUCCUACUCCCGACGGCCGGAGGAUGUGCCUGCGGCUCCCUGCCCCAGUCAGUCCAGAAGCCUGGCAAGCAUCAGCGGCGUGGGCGGCGGCGGCUCGGUGGUGCUUGUUCGGCCAGCUGCCGACUCACACCGUGUUGCGGCUGCUGCUUCCACGGCUGCUGCACCGAAUCCCAGCUUGCUGACACGCUCGUAUUCGCGGCGACCUGAUGACGUGCCGCCAGCUCCCUCGCCUAGGAACGCGCGAAGCCUGGCGGGGCCGGGUGCUGACAGCGGCCACGUGGUGCUCGUGCGCCCAGCUGCUACUGCGGCGGCGGCAGCAGCCUCCGAGGCGCCGCGUCAUGUGGCGAACCCUCAUCCUCCCAGCGUGUUCGCUCGCACGUUCUCCCGUCGUCCAGAGGACCUUCCUGCAGCUCCCAGCCCCAGUCAAGCCCGCAGCCUUGCCGCCAGCGGCAGCUACGAUAACGUAAGCGCGCUUGUACACGUUCGCCCGAUUGCGGCCGAGCCGCCGCUCCCCACCAGGAGUUCGGACACCCCUGCAUUCCUCAGAUCCUAUUCGCGGCGGCCAGAGGACGUCCCGGCAGCUCCCAGUCCUAGUGCCGCUCGCAGCCUGGCACCCGGUAACAGCAGCGGCGGAGCAGUUGCCGGUAGUGAUGGCGCUGGCAGCAGCGGCGCAGUUGCAGGGACUGACAGCUCCGUCAUGUUUGUCCGGCCUUCCCAACCGCCUGCCGCGGCAGCAGCAUCCCACCCGCAGCCAUUGACCUCAGAAGGUGCACCCGUGGCAAGUGCCUUUUCCAGGCGAGACAACUCCAGCAACAGCCCGCCCGGCAGCAUGAGCACCACCACCGCCACCAUGACACACACCGCCGAUGCGCCCAGCUCCCUGCGUCCAGUUGCCACCUCCCAAACCGGCACCUCUUCAGGUUCCUUUUCCCGGCGACCCGAGGACCUCCUCCCAGCCCCCAGCCCCAGCAACUCGCGCAGCUUGGCCGGGCCUACGCCCCACAGCAGCCCCAGCUGCUUCGGUGGCACGGCGUCAAGCACAGAGCAGCAGCACCACCACCCACCGCUCAUUUCACAGAUCGGUCGGUCGUCGUUGGUGGGGUUCUCCCGGCGACUCGAGGACCUACCCGCAGCUCCGGACCCCGCCAACUCCCGUAGCCUAGCAGGCGGCAACAGCAACAGCAGCAGCCGCGGUAGCGGCGGAGGUGCGGGCAACAGCAGCCCGCCAAGGAUGGGUGCUGCUGCUUCGCGCCCUGCUCUCGUAGCUGCAGGCAGUGCCCGAUUCGUGGGGUUUACGCGGCGUCUCGAGGACCUGCCGGCGGCGCCCAACCCCGGCCAGUCCCGUAGCCUGGCGGGCGGAGGUGGGAGCGGUCCGAGCACUCCGUCCAGUCCUCAGAAGCAUCCGCAGCCGCCACAGCAGCAGCAGCAGCCUUUGCAGGGCUCCUGCGAGCGGACAGCUGCUCCUCCUGUGACUAUAGCCUCCGGCUUUCCACCACCACAGCAGCAACAACAACGGCAGGGGUCAACCGCAGUCGGCUCAGCCGUCCGCAAUGCUGCAUUCUUUGACGAUGCCAUGCGUGUGCAGCCAUUCGAAGCAGAGGACGACAUGGACGACCUGCAUUGCGAUGACUUUGACGAUGACAGCUCACCGCAUGCUGUCCGGGGAAGCGCCACCACCACCAGCAUUCCCACUGCCAGCAGUAUUACUGCGGGAACAGGGGCCUCCAGUGUUCUUAGCGCCCCCACAGCUGGCACCGCCUCAGCUUUCAAGAAUGGUAGCAUCAGCAUCAGCGCCAAUAACAACAACGGCAGGGGCCGGUUCCUUACCAUCCACACCAGUACGCCCUCCCGCUGCGACAGUUCCGAUGGCGGAAGCAGCGUCAACGUCAGGAGCAGGGCGCACACAUUCCACACCACCACCGCCUCCACCACCACCGCACGUGUUCCGCACUCCCCUGCUUUGCCCAACCCCUGCGGUGCCCCCACGCGCCUCCAAGCGCCGCUCCACAGCCCCUCCUUGGCGCCUCACGCCGGCAUGGGAACCUACCGACGGCUGGAGGACUUGCCCGCCGCCCCCAACCCCAGUAACUCCCGAAGCCUGGCAGGCGGCAGCAGCGGCGCUAGCGGCGGCGGCAGCAGCACAGUAAGCACUCCAAGCUCCGGCGGUGGCGGCACCGUCCUCAGUGGCAUAAGCUCCCCAACCCCUCCCAGCAGUUGCAAAGCGGUGCUCAACAGCCCGCUAACGACUGCCGUUGCAUGUGCUGCAGCUGCUGAUACAGGCUUGGAGGACCUCCCAACGGCGCCCAACUUGAGCCAUUCGCGCUACCUGCAACCCGCCUCCCCACGCGCUGACUGCCGCGGCGCUGGUGCCAGCCCCCGGCCACAGUGGCCGCUGGUUUCAGCCCAGCAUGGCAGGUCUUCCAUGCGGUUGGGCAACACCGGCGCCAGUGCCGGCGUCGCUGUGGCUGGCGCUGGUGGGGAGGGAGGCGGGGGUAAGGUGGGAGGGGGCUGGGUGGUGAGUGAGGUGCCAACGCCGCCCACACCGCUGCCGACAACGCCAACGCCGUUGCAGUUGACGGCGCCAACUGCGCCGGCAUUGCGGGGGCUGUGAUGGGAGGUGGGAGGAAAGCGGGAGGCGUGACGACUGCUGUAUCUGCGUGGCAGCUGGAAAGCCCCGCUAAAAGACACGGCAGGUGCCCCUUAUGGGAUUGUAUAGGAUGGUCGAACAAAGGUUAGGUACAAGGAUGCUGUUAAGGAUGGUGUUGGGAUUAGCUUGUGUUGUGAAGAAGCACGAUGCGUGUGAGUCGGCAUGGCUGGGCCUUGGGGAAGGGCCGACGCAUGCCUGAAGCAAGCAUGCAAGGGGGACUUCCGAGGUGUUUUACCGCAUAUGACAUGACCGAGAGACCCAAGGAAAUUUCGCGUUCCUGAGGCUCGGGGGCGCUUGCAAGCGGUGGGAAGCGGACGGUUAGUAUGUUACGCUCGAACGCUGAAGUACUCUUAUUGUAGGCAUGUGCGAUGUUGCAACCCUGCAGGGUUUGUCUUCGCCUUGCAAAAUCUGCUGUGGGUUUACGCUAUGGCGGUAAGACCGGUGUGCUGGUGAGAAACCGGCACUGCUGGUGUGGACAUCUUAGUUGCGGUUUUACUACUUGUCUGUAGCUUUGUGUGGAGGGCGCUUGCGCUCUCAGUGUAUGGCGGCAACGGUACGCAUGAGGGCUCGUGUGGGCGUGUGUGGGCAUGAGGUGGAAGGGGCUGCAUUAUUGCGGUGCUGGUGACUUGCAUUCCACUUCUGAGCGUGGGCCUUUCCUUUCGGCAGUAUAAAUUGGCUGCGCUGUUGAAUGGCUCGUGAACGGUGCCAAUGACAACGCAUACAGGAUCAGGAACCUAAUAGCGGCUGGCGGGUUACAGUAUAUGGGUAGUCGGGUCUGACCUAUUGAAGAAGCAAAGCCCGCACUGCAUCUAGGUAUUCAUGCAUGCAUUGUCGGUUUCCAAUGAGCGGCCGAGCAGUUUGUACGUCUCCCUGCCCGGCAUCGGCGUUCUGGGCCGAACAUAAGGGUUGCGCCUUGCCUCUGUCUUGCUCGCGGCUGUGCCGCCGCAGGCCUGGCUGGCAGUUGCGCCUGGAAGCAAAUGCUUGGGAUCCCCUGUGUUGCAAGUUACCCGAGCUUCCUUUUGUUUGUUCGUGACGGAAGGACAUGAGCUUGCUACUGCUCUGCUGCGGUCGCCGCUCGCACGUAAACCCUCGGGGUGUUGUGGCUGGGUUGCUGACGUUGCGUAUUGUACUUUUAUACUCUGUUGGGACGACGUCGCUAAUAGUUUUUAAAAAUUUUACUGAGAUUCCCACACGUCAGGAGGCGCAAUCAUGAAUCAAUGAGGACAUGUCAUGUCUCCGCUGCACUCUACCUUGCGCCUCGGACUUUUGUCGCGACUCAUGUGUGCUGCUUAUUGUGCCCCGGGGCCGGUACACGGAGCAGUUGUCUGCUUCACUGUGCUGUGUACUGUGUGGGUCGCGUCGGGGACUGAUGUUAACGCAGGGAUUGUGUGUCAUGACGGGGCGUGGGGACACGCCUCCGCUGCUGCGUUGGGUUAUUGUUACCGGUACGAGGACACAAACACACACGUUCAUGUCGUACUCAUCAGCUGUCUCGUCCUGUCGUUUGUACUCAACCCGUCGUGUUGCUUUCCCCUCUCGGAGGCCGCGUGAGACACCCAUGUGGUGGUGGCGGGCAUGGCCGUGACUGCAACCAGGACCUUCCUUUGAUGGCCUUUAAGUACAGGACAAUCGCCUACGUGGCUCUUUUACUAGAAGGCUUUCUUUCAUCUUUGUCAUCCUGUCGUGUCGUACGUUUCCCGCUACUGAUGGCGGCAGCAUGCGCAGUGUGAGGUGCGGCCUGCUGUCGCUGACUUGAAUGCCGUCCGCUGUGUUUUGUGGUAAGGAAUGGGAGAACGUUUGAUGUGUUAAGGAAUGGAGGGACGUCUAUGCCAUAUGCGAUGACAAUGUGGCUGCACUGCGAUGGCUAGUACCGUAAUUGAAACUGAGGGCGGCACGGUGGUGACAUGACGUGACGUGAGCGCAACUUCCUUGUCGGCACGGCAUGGGGCGUUUGUAUGCGUGAUACUAUUGUAGUGCUGGACUGGACGCAUGCCAAUUUGAACCCUUUUGCGAUAAGAGAGGACACAUGCAAUUGGUGCAUAUGUACACAUGCGGGGGUUUUCCUGAACUGGUGUUCUUGGCCUCUGUCUUAUUUAUAUUGAUGAGCAGAGCCGCUCGAGGGGUUGGGGCAGGGCCAAUUGAGGGCUGGUAGCUUGUAGGUGGCGAACUACUAUCGGGCAUGGUUUGGACGUGCAAAUUGCGUGAAAGGGAUACAACACCAAAUGCAGAGCCAUAGCAGCGUUUCGGCUUUCGUUACCUGUACCUGCAUGCUGAAAGUUUUACAUCCUUGCCACGUGAGGCCGGUCAGCCAGAACCCCACUGGCAUGCUCAUGCUCAGAGGGUUUUGAUACAUGCAUUGAAAUUGGGGAGCUGUCGCCUGUCUUCGGUGAAAGACCGACCUGCUAACCAGUGUGUACAGCAUAUCGCACAGAGUGACGUGCGAGUCCGCUUAUGGUGCCAAUCAUAUGGAUGCCGGGGUGCCGAGCCUACCUCCAACCGCAACUUCGUCAUCCUGGACGAAGAAAUCCGUAACCUGAACUGCGUCAAUCAGCACCUCGAACAUGUAUCCAUGCUUUAAACAUCUAUUCUGUGCACAAGAGCACAACACAUCGGUUGGAACGAAGACCGGCAACGGAAUUAGUCGUGCAUGACGGACGCAGCCUUGCUGCAGCUUCAGUCGCGUUAGUGUUGCAAAAACAGCAACAGUGAUUUAGUUGACGGCCGUCCCUGCUAACAAUCAAAUGGCGCAGCGACAUCUACUAAGAGGUGCCUGCCGCGUGCUCGCGGAGACGCGUGCUUCUUUUGCCGCUUCUGCAAGCAGUAAACAUGGCAACAAUGCCUCUACGUUGCGGUCAGUGUUAGGGAAGGUGCACGGUGGCGCUGCGCCGGCUGCUGGGCUGUCCCAGGGUGCAACGCUGCGAGGUCUUCAGUUUUCAGGCAUGCCGGUGUCGGCGUUCCAGACGACCUCGCCGAUGGGCUUUGCGGCAUCAGCGCCAUCAGUUGCAGGACCUAUCUCCGUGCUGGGCUCUGUUGCACAGCACCGUGGAGUGUCGUCAACGGAGCUAGCUGAGGAGGCUGAUGGCGAGGAUGCAGAUCCAACCUAUUUGCGGCGUGUCGACCUGCAGAACUCUCUAAGACCUUCCGCUGGCGAGGACGAACCUCCAGACUUAAUGGGCUUGCUGGCGGGUGGAUCCAGGGAGGCAGAGGACCCCCGUCGCCAACCGGGUCCCGGCGGUCCGCGGGGGCCCCGGCGCGAGGAGAACCCGGAUGCUGCCGCGUUUGAGCUGCUGGCGGCCGCCCGGGAGACAUUCACCAGGCGCCCCGACGCCCCUCACGGCGGCCCGCUGCCCCCGCUGCCUCGCGAGCUGCGUGAGGCCAUGUUCGGUCACCGCUGGGAGCGCGUGCUGGUGGACGUGCGGCGGGCGGUGCUGCGGCCGCCCGGGGAGGGCAAGGUGGAGCAGUACACGGCCAUGGUGGCGAGUGGGAACAUGGCGGGCCUGCUGGGUCUGGGUCUGGGCACCGCCGAGACGGCCCAGCUGGCGAUGGCUCGCGCGCACCUGGACAGCCUGACCCGCCUCACCGCCGUGCCGCUGUACCGGGGGCACACCGUGUUCCACCAGCUGGACCACGAGUACCACCACAUGAAGAUCCGCAUCCAGCCUCGCCCCGAGGGCUGGGGCCUGUGCUGCUCCGACCUGAUGUACGAGCUGUGCAACGUGGUGGGCAUCCGCAACAUCUCCAUCAAGAUCCGGGGCCGCCGAGUCAACAAGUUCUUUGUGGCACAGUGCUUCCAGGAGGCGCUCCUGAAGCAGACCACCCCGCACGACGGUGUGGAGGCCACCGGCAUGUACGUGCGGGAGGUGUACCACAAGAAGCACCUGCCGUGGGGGCUCAAGCGGGGGGUGGACGUCCCGUGAUGAGCUGCGCAGCGCCGCGUGGUGUGGUGUGGUGUGGUGUCGCUGUGUUGAGAGUGGGGCUGGCUUUGGUGUUAAGGACGGUGGGGCCAGGGUGGCAUGAGGGCGCGAGGCCGAGGUGUGGACAUGGGGAGGGAGCGGGGCCGGGAGCGAUGCGUGUGCUGCUUUGCAUGGAGUCGGCGAAGCUGCAGUGGGCUUGGACAUGCCGCGAUGGUUGGACAGGUGCGUCACGAGGCGAGGGUGGAUACUGCCGACUCACGGGCGGUGCGUGCGGUGCGUUGGGGGUCCCUAGUCUGGUAAAUGGUGGGAUGUGGCUUAUUGAUUUGUGGUUUAUGGCUUUUAGGGUAGUGAUGGGGCGACGUGGGCGCCGGAGGUGGGUGUGACACAAUAGGACAGAGUGUGGUGUGUGGUAUAGGCACUUGAAUGGGACGUACGGAUAUGCAAGAGUGGUGGUAGGGCGUAGGCCUCGACAUUUACACACACGUCAUUGUUUAGUCGCCACGUGUGCGGCUUCCUCGUUUCGAAUCAACCGUGCAUGCAGCAUGAAAGCCAUCGUGACCCACG